This is a messenger RNA of Brenthis ino (lesser marbled fritillary), 1626 nucleotides long. Lineage: Eukaryota; Metazoa; Arthropoda; Insecta; Lepidoptera; Nymphalidae. The record is from the annotation of a GenBank genome assembly.
AUGAACUUAUCUUUUGCCGGUUGUGGAUUUCUUGGUAUUUACCAUGUUGGCGUCGCCGUGUGUCUUAAAAAGUAUGCUCCUCAUUUACUUAUAGGGAAGAUUUCGGGAGCCUCUUUUGGGGCUCUCUCCGCCUGUUGUUUAUUAUGCGAUCUUCCUAUAGGUGAAAUCACAACUGAUGUACUGCGAAUAGUGGGUGACGCUAGGGCAGGAGCCCUAGGGCCUUUCAGUCCAUCAUUUAAUAUACAAAAUGUGCUCCUUGAAGGAAUGCAAAAGUAUAUACCCCACAAUGCACAUAAAAUUGUCAGUGGUAAACUCCACAUCUCAUUGACGAGAGUGUAUGAUGGCAAAAAUGUGAUUGUUUCUGAAUUUCCGACUAGGGAAGAUUUAUUACAAGCUAUACUCGCAUCAUGUUUCGUCCCAGUGUUCUCCGGGGUUUUACCGCCUCGGUUUCGCGGUGUAAGAUAUAUGGAUGGAGGAUUUAGUGAUAAUUUGCCUGUUUUGGAUGAAAAUACGAUAACUGUCAGUCCUUUUUGUGGCGAAAGUGAUAUCUGCCCGAGAGAUUUGAGUUCACAGCUGUUUCAUAUAAAUUUAGCAAAUACCAGUAUCGAGUUGUCCAGAGAAAAUAUGACCCGUUUUGCAAGAAUUCUCUUCCCUCCGAAACCGGAUGUUCUGAGCAAUAUGUGCAAACAAGGCUUCGACGACGCUUUACGAUUCCUUAAUAGAAAUAACAUGAUCUCUUGCACUAGAUGUCUAGCUGUUCAGACCACAUACCACUUGCAAGAUGUUCUUGACGACACAAUAAAUCCAUUUGAUCCGGAUUGUGAGGCGUGCAAAGUGCAUAAAGAGGACGCGCUCGUAGAUGACCUUCCGGAUACAGUAAUGUCAGUAUUCCAAAACGCAAUCGAUUCAGCAAACAGUGGUAUUGUUAACUGGGUAAUGAGUCAGCGCGGGAUGCAAUGUGUGUCGCUAAUGGCGCUCCCGUACACGCUGCCUGUGGAUAUUAUGUACGCUACAAUAACCAAAUUCGUAAACUGCACACCAAAGAUGAGCAAGUCUCUAUGGAAAUUAAGCUGGGAGUUUGUACGUCACCUUCACGCUUUCUUAUACUCUGGCCACUACAGUCCAGAAGUCGCAAAAUCUUUCUAUAAAUUAACAAUGGACUCCAAAGACGAACACCACCGUCUUCAUAGAAGACGUCCCAGCCACAUGCGUAUCACAUACGGCAACGGCGGCGAUGUUCCGGCUGAUGCGGACACGUUCGAACAUAUUCUAAACGUGACUACGCAUAAUGAGGCUCUCUUGGCUUACUACUAUUUAGAUAGCGAUAACAAGAUGAAAAUGACAGAGAUAUUUGACGUGACGGAUGCGGACACGGACGCGGUGCAGUCGCCGCGGGAGCGCGACAUCAACAAGCAGCUCGAGUUCGACAAUGAUUGGUCCGGGGAGCUCAUGCCUGAUGAUGAUUUGGAUAUAGACAAUACAGAAGACGAAUUUGAUGAUCGCAAUCUUUUUUCCGACCCCGAGAGCGAGUGGACGAGACGACAGUCGUUUUCAAACGAUUCGUGCGAAGGAGAUCAGCCCGAGUCGGACCGACAACCCGUGAACUACAUCGUUACAUAUGCGGAU